Aspergillus melleus is the source of this 528-nucleotide messenger RNA. It is a transcript of the gene RPL11, whose product is annotated as 60S ribosomal protein uL5. Gene Ontology annotation, molecular function: structural constituent of ribosome; RNA binding. The record is from RefSeq and is a predicted model, not a curated record. The coding region runs from base 1 to 528 and encodes 175 amino acids. Lineage: Eukaryota; Fungi; Ascomycota; Eurotiomycetes; Eurotiales; Aspergillaceae. Gene Ontology annotation, cellular component: cytosolic large ribosomal subunit; ribosome. Gene Ontology annotation, biological process: translation. The transcript is spliced from 4 exons.
AUGUCGGACGGAAAGGACAAGAGCGCAAACCCCAUGCGCGAGCUGCGCAUCCAGAAGCUCGUGCUUAACAUCAGUGUCGGAGAGUCUGGUGAUAGACUCACCCGUGCUGCUAAGGUGCUUGAGCAGCUGAGCGGUCAGACUCCGGUCUACAGCAAGGCCCGUUACACCGUCCGUACCUUCGGUAUCCGUCGUAACGAAAAGAUUGCCGUCCACGUCACCGUCCGUGGCCCCAAGGCUGAGGAGAUCCUGGAGCGUGGCCUCAAGGUCAAGGAGUACGAGCUCCGCAAGCGCAACUUCUCCGAGACCGGCAACUUCGGCUUCGGUAUCAGCGAGCACAUCGAUCUUGGUAUCAAGUACGACCCCGGCAUUGGUAUCUACGGCAUGGACUUCUACUGCUGCAUGACUCGCCCCGGUGAGCGUGUUGCCAAGCGUCGCCGCUGCAAGGCCCGCAUUGGUACCCAGCACCGCAUCAACCAGAACGAGACCAUCAAGUGGUUCAAGAACCGCUUCGACGGUAUCGUCCGGUAA